Saccostrea cuccullata (small rock oyster) is the source of this 2161-nucleotide messenger RNA. RefSeq lists its product as uncharacterized. The transcript has 2 exons. The record is from RefSeq and is a predicted model, not a curated record. NCBI's taxonomy places the organism in Eukaryota, Metazoa, Mollusca, Bivalvia, Ostreida, Ostreidae. Bases 86 to 2134 code for a protein of 682 amino acids.
CAAGGUUUUACGGGUAUUUCCCUUUAAAUAACGUACAGACCGCCAUUUGCAGAGAGAAUAUAAGACAUCCUAAUAGUUUUACAUAAUGGAGCACAUUCCCCGUCUAUCAGAGGUCGUGUAUGUUGGUCUGUGUGGUAAGAUAGGGACACCGACAGAAGUGGCCAUCAGGAGGGACGUGAUGGACAUAGAGGAGAUGACAAUGAAACCUGUUUAUAAUCAUAAAGGAAUUGCUGUAAUGCAGAGUGGUAGUUAUAGAGAGGGGUUUAGGUUGAGAUCAUCUGAUAUAGAUAAAAUGUUUUGGAAUUGUAAGUAUAAACUAAUAACUGACGUGUCCCAGUUCCAGUUUUAUAAUACAACAAGACAUGAUAUUGUGAUUAUGGAAGAUUCUGAUACACCGCAAGGAUUCGUCAAACUUCGCCUCCUGACACCAGCCCGACACAAAUUCACAAUAACAUGCCUUGUUCUCUUUAAUGGCGGGGCUUAUAUAUCUAGUCGCCUGUGGAGAGAAAGGUACUUUCAGGCCAGUAUUAAUAAAGAUUCCAACAUUGCAAAUUUUAGAAUCCAUGGUCCUUGUAGCAGUGGUUUUUAUGGAUCUAUUGAAAUCGAUGUCGCUUAUUGUUUAGCCACUUUUCCUUGGCCUAAAAUAUUAGGGAAUUGGGUUGACAGAUGUCAGAGACACACCUGGCCGCCGUCAUCUGUGUUAGAAAAAAUCCUAAAAAAUGAAUGUCACUGUGUACCUAUUAGUAGUAAAGUUGAUACAACUUCUAACGAAUUGGAAUGGAGGUUAUCUUUUUCACAAGCCGAGCAACAACUAGUGUGUACCAUGAAUCAUACACAAUUUCUAUGUUACGGACUUCUGAAAAUAUAUCUGAAGGAAGUUAUUAACCAUAGAAAGGUACCAUUGCUGUGUUCAUAUUUUAUGAAGACCACAAUGUUCUGGAUGAUGCAAUUAGAACAAGUUAGAUGGUGCCCAAACAACUUAUUAGAUUGUUUUUGGAUGUGUUUAAAAUAUAUUCUUAAAAGUGUUUACCUUGGAGUUUUUCCUAAUUUUUUCAUUCCAGGGAAUAACAUGUUCAUAAACAAAGUCGUUGGUGAUGCACGUGAAUCUCUCUUACAACAACUUUUUCAGUAUUACAGAAUGGGUGUGUCCUGUUUACUGCUGAGUCCGACUCUCAGAUCCAUCCUAGAACCCGCCCUCAGUAGCCCGUCCUUUGUUUUAUCUCCUGCUGACGGAGAAUUCAUGAGUAUUGUUGAAAUAGAUAUGUGUGUCUUAAAUGAAGUAUCUAAAUUAAGUUUUUAUAUUCAACACAUAUUGGACUUUUAUCUUUACUUAAAAACAAUUAACACACUUUCUCAGUUAUCAAUCUCACCAUACAAGUUGUUAACAUUACAGUACUUUACUGCUCAGACUCUUGUUCAUUUAGCCUUCAUAAUUACAAACAUUGCGAAAUGUUACACACAUAAAAAUAUCUAUAACUUUGAUUCAAUAAUUUGUGGCAUGUUGAAAAUGGCAGCAAGAAUAGGAUAUAUGUCUGAUGUACUUUAUUUCGCAUUGUAUUACUAUAGAACAGGAAGGUAUGAUAAAACACUACACAUAACUUAUAUCACUAAACAAAGACUAUCACAAUCCUUUAUUAUGUAUAAACGUAAUGUUGAUAGGCAGAGAUACAAUGAAGCUGUAGGUAAUCUGCCUUUAUCUAGAAGAAUGAGGAUAGCAGGGGUUAAGGAUGUGCGUUUAUUUGAAAAUACCCCCUAUAUUGAAGAAUUAUAUGUAGAGCAAUGUGUGAGUCAGAAUAAUGGACAGUCAUUCUUAAGUGUAUCACCGUUUGUUAUAGUAGAGAUGUUGUCAGUGUUAUCUCAGUAUAGACUAGAUAAUAGAUCUCAGUGUUUACAGUCACUGACAGACCUACAGACACUGCUGCUCUCCGAUGACGGGACAUUUGUGCCUUUACAUAUCAGAGACCUAUCCUGGCAGAUACUAGGAAUCUGUCAGCAUGUUGUGGGAGACUUACACGGGGCUUUACGGUCUUUUGAAGAGUCGCUCAAACAGGACCCAUUCCAAAGAAUAAAAGAAGCUUCAGAUUUUAGAAUAAAAUGUGUUAAACAGCAAUUACAGAAAAAUGGACACAUGUAAAUAUAGGUUUCUAAAUGUUACUAUCGU